AUGCUAAUGGAGGAUCCCCGGGUGCUGAUGCGAAGCAGCACCUGCCAGCGAGACAGGCGGUCGGCCGGGGGCAGGAGGGAGGCGUACCGGCGAGCCGAGCUCCUGCUGCCCCAGGCCCACGGGCUGGACGCGGCGGCGCUGGCCGAGAACCUGGGGCUGCACGACGUGGCCCAUCAGAUGGAAGAGGUGCAGAACGUGGAAGACCAACACUUGCUAAUGCACGACCAGACAGUCAUUAGAAAAGGUCCUAUUUCCUUAACGAAAAACAGUGCUCUGGGUCUCCCCUGCCAGAAGGAUGGAUUAAUUGGAGUGGUGAUAAACCCCAAUGAAGUAUUUUGUUCUGUUCCGGGGAGGCUUUCUCUGCUGAGUUCCACAUCUAAAUAUAAAGUGACAGUAGCAGAAGUUCAGAGAAGGCUCUCGCCUCCAGAAUGCCUAAACGCCUCUUUGCUGGGAGGCGUACUCAGAAGAGCCAAAUCCAAAAAUGGUGGCAGAUCACUAAGGGAAAAACUGGAUAAAAUUGGCUUGAAUCUUCCAGCCGGUAGAAGGAAAGCUGCAAAUGUGACUUUAUUGACGUCUUUGGUAGAAGGUGAAGCGGUACAUCUUGCUCGUGACUUUGGCUAUGUAUGUGAGACAGAGUUUCCCUCUAAAGCAGUGGCUGAAUAUUUAACCAGACCGCACUUGGGCCGUAACGAGAUGGCUAACAGGAAAAACAUGCUUCUUGCUGCAAAGCAGAUCUGUAAGGAAUUCACAGACCUCCUCACUCAGGAUAGAACUCCUCUUGGAAACACUAGACCUAGUCCAAUCUUGGACCCUGGUAUCCAGGGCUGUUUGACUCAUUUUAGCCUGAUCACACAUGGCUUUGGGAGUGCUGCCAUCUGUGCUGCCAUGACAUCCGUCCAGAACUACCUAAAUGAAGCGUUAAAAAUAGCAGACAAAACCUAUAUGAACACUGGUGACCAGAGCCCUGCAGAAACCAACAAAACCAUUGAUAAAAUGGAUAAGCACAGGAAGUAAAAUGAGAGAAACCAGACUUUUUCGAACCGUUCCUUCUAAACACAGACUUGAGUUCUUCUUGCCUAGGGGGCAGGUAGGAAAAAAGGGGGAGUGGAGGGGGAAAUGGCCCUUUUUUCAGGGUCUUCACCCCCCCCUUCCCCCCCACUCCGGAUCCGUAAGACAAACCUUUCUAAAGCUGCGUUGUCCCUUAACUGUGGAAUCAGUUACCGAAGAUGAGUACCGGCACAAACGUAUUAAAAUCCUUUGCUGUAAAAGUGGUGCUAUAAUGUUAUUGAUGGAUAUGCAAAAAGAUAGAGAGUUUUCAACACCUAACUAUCUAGUGGUGACUAGCUCUGUGUAUAUUUUUUAAGAUGCAAAUUUUAGAUUGGCUCCCGUUCACUGUCGGAUGAAAUUUCAGGUUUUUAUUCUUUUUAAAUGCAACGAUAACAAUAAUGCAGUAUUAAGCAAUGAUUUUUAGAUUUACGUACUUUAAAUGUUUUAUAAAUACCUGAAGAUGGCAAGAUCAUUCUGGUUUUGCUUUAUUUUCAGACUACCAUGGGAGAAAAUUGAAGUCUUUAGAUGUAAAAGCUAUUUGAUGGCAUUUGACACGUUUGUUUUAAUUACGAGGCUUAUUUUUUAUGGAAACAUUCAGGCUUUUUAAAACUGCAGGAAUGUUGGCUGCAGUGGAUAUCAUCUUGAUAUUUUUUAACAAAUAAGAACUACAUCAGACUGGGGAAAAAAAAUCCUUUUAGGCAAAAACAGAUUUUCUAAGGAUAUUGCAGCUUUAUUUGCAUAUUUAUAUUGGGUCAUGCUUUUAAAUUGAAAAAAAAACUUGAAAGAAUAGGCACAUAACUUUUUUCUUUUUUUUUUUUUAAGAGAACAUUUUUGCCAAUUAGGGCCUAAAAAAAGAAUCCAGGGAGGCUUUAUGUGAAUUUAAGGGAAGCAGUGUGUUGAAUGUAUAUAUUUAUUUAUGUGUAAUUUAAUCGGAUUUGUAAAUAAUGGUGAACUUUUUAAUACUUUUUUUUUUUUAUAAAAAUGGUUUCAAAUUUUAAUUUUGGUAAGUAUUUCAAAGGUAAUGGGUAAGCUAAAUACAUUGUUAGGUUUAUGCACAGGUAUGUUAUACAGGGUAUUUAAGACUUUUUUUUUUUUUUAAUUCUCAGUUCUUGCCACUGAAGAUUAAAUUUUAAUCGGAGGUGUAUGUUCACAAAGCAAUAAUUUUGUGUAUCAUUUGCCUGAUAACUGACUAGACAUGCAAAAUGAGUGUGUGAGUUACUGUGUGUAUGUGAAUACUGGAGGUUAUGAACUACUCUUUACAUAUUUGUAAAUGUUUCCAAUAUAAUUCUGAUGUAUAUGAUAACCAUAUAAUAAAAGUAUUCUGGAUAGAA
Molecule: messenger RNA, 2378 nt
Organism: Gavialis gangeticus (Gharial)
Lineage: Eukaryota; Metazoa; Chordata; Crocodylia; Gavialidae
Gene: TFAP2C
Product: transcription factor AP-2 gamma
Exons: 7
Coding region: 1-1014 (337 amino acids)
Biological process (GO): anatomical structure development; regulation of transcription by RNA polymerase II; regulation of cell population proliferation
Cellular component (GO): nucleus
Molecular function (GO): RNA polymerase II transcription regulatory region sequence-specific DNA binding; DNA-binding transcription factor activity, RNA polymerase II-specific
Source: RefSeq, a predicted model, not a curated record